Vavraia culicis subsp. floridensis is the source of this 2393-nucleotide messenger RNA. RefSeq lists its product as uncharacterized. NCBI's taxonomy places the organism in Eukaryota, Fungi, Microsporidia, Pleistophoridae. Gene Ontology annotation, biological process: tRNA 3'-terminal CCA addition. The record is from RefSeq and is a predicted model, not a curated record. The coding region runs from base 8 to 2101 and encodes 697 amino acids. Gene Ontology annotation, molecular function: ATP:3'-cytidine-cytidine-tRNA adenylyltransferase activity; RNA binding. The transcript has a single exon.
CUAUUCUAUGCAACUUUGGCACCAAUUCUUCAACCAACUAUUCUAUGCAACUUUGGCACCAGUUCUUCAACUACCAUCUUCUACACCCAUCAUGCCAUGUGGUCAACCUCGCACUCAAAUCAGUAUCUCCUGCUUUACCCUGAUCAAAACAUUUCUGUACCCUUUCAUGUCCCUGCACGAAAUAAAACUGGCACCAACCGAAGAAAAGAUCAUAACCAAGAUCAAAACAUACGCACAUACACUGCAGGGGAUAGUGCCACGUGUUGCUGGCGGAUGGGUACGUGAUAAGCUGCUGGGCAAGGUGAGCAAUGACAUCGACAUUACGAUCAACAGAAUCAGCGGAUAUGCAUUCGCACAUGGAAUGCAAGAGUACUACGGUAUUACCGGCAGUAUCGGACAGAUCAAGGCUAAUCCCGACAAGUCCAAGCAUCUGGAGACCGCUGUGAUGCGUAUCGAGGGCGUGUUCGUGGACUUCUUGUCGUUACGAACUGAAGAGUACUUUGAUACGCGUAUACCGGUGGUAAAGAGCUGCAGUGCACAGGAAGAUGCGUUCAGAAGGGAUUUAACCAUCAAUGCGCUGUUCUACAACAUUAUGGAGCAGUGCAUCGAAGACUUUACGGGCAGGGGACUGUCAGACCUUGAGCACGGUGUUAUACGAACACCCAUGGACCCAUUAAAAACGCUCAUCGAUGAUCCGCUGCGCAUACUCAGAAUAAUCCGCUUUAGCGUGCGCUUCAAGUUCAAAAUUGCAGACGGGCUGUUCGUAGCAUUUCAGAACGAGCACGUGCGCACAAAUCUGCACAAGAAGAUCAGCAACGAGCGCAUAGGUCAGGAAAUGUACAAAAUUCUUGGGUACGAGCACUUCAUACACGCAUUUAGAGUUAUGGUUGGCUGUGCGCUUGUGCCUGCCAUCUUCAAAAGACGUAUACCGAUCGAUCAGCACGAUCUCAUGCACGUGUACCGCAACUACGUCCGGCUGCAGAGGUACUUUGUGUUUGAUGAGCGGCUUGCCAGGCUGUACAUCAUGCUGCUGCACAAUGCGUGUGUUAGCGUAGAAAAUACGUUCAGUAACUUUUUGAUUGUUAAGAACUGCCUGUGCUACGGUAAAAGGGAAUUUGGGAAAGUUAAGGUGGUGGAGAAGAAUUUAUGUUUGCUAAGGAAGGUGAAUGAGCGUAUGAGUGCUGAGGAUGCGGUGUUUUUGGUUAGGCAUAUGAAAGAAGAGUAUGAGCUGUCGUUUUUUGUGUAUUUGAUGGUGGCAGAUUAUGGGGACGAUGAGGUGUUAUGUAGCUAUGAGGGAGUUGUUGGGAUGCAUGGUGGUGAUGAGAAGGGAAUUAGUGAGGAAGGGAAUGAAGAGCAAAGGAAUGAAGAGCAAAGGAAUGAAGAGCAAAGGAAUGAAGAGCAAAGGAAUGAAGAGCAAAGGAAUGAAGAGCAAGGCAAUGAAGAGAUAACGCUCAGUACCAGGAAGAACAGACUUGAAAGUGAAAAAUCCAUGAAGAGAAAACAAAGCACCAAAAAGGAUAUGAAUGAGAUGCAGUACGAUCAACAAUACGAGAGAUGUGAAGAAAGGGUUAUGCACGAGGAGAACGCGGCAGAAAAGAUGCUCACACAUGAACGCGUUCAUAACAUUACGAUGGAAGAACAUGAGCGCACCGGAGGAUCCUUAACAAGAGAAAUGGAGCAUUUGCACAUUCACGAGGACACUAACACCACGUUAAUGAGUGAUAAACAAGGCAAUUCACAGGAGGCGUCCUCAGCAAGCACAAAUGAUAAACUGAACAGACCAUCAACAGGCACAAACACCGUGCACGAAUCGCUCAGGCAGUACGCAAACGCGAACAAACACCUGAUCCUCCACAUCCUCAGAACAAUUCGUCCGUAUAAAAAACUGCUGUUUACCAAAACAUUCACCUUCAACGGCCGCACAAUCUUUGAUUCGCUCGGCAUCGACCAGAACGAAAUAUCGUUUUAUCUUGAGAUGGCCAAGGUGCAACAAAUCGUGCAUGGUGUUGCGGAUGGUGACAUUAUGGACAGGUUGAAGGUGAUCAAAGAGCAGCAACGCAUAAAAGGGUUUAGAACGUUCUAUUUGACAAAUAUCUUCUGAAUGGCGUUGCAAGAGCACGUGCUGCGGUGUGGUUAUUAGCGUGCUAUACGUGCCCGUGUUGUUACGAUGCCUGUUCGGGGGAAGUACCAAACAAGCUCUUGAUAAAAACUGUGCUUUUAAUUUCGUUCUAAAGAUUUGUUGGUGUUUGCGGGUUGAUCUGAACCGUAGUACACGUUAAUUAAGUUAUUGAUAAUUUAUUUUGAAAAAUUGCCUUCCGCUCGAUGUCUACGGAACAAGCAAUGAUUAUCCCCUAACCAUUACUUCCUCGUAUAAACAGCAAAUGAAGUAUUCC